UGCCAAAUCCUGGAGCGCAGCAGAGCCCCAGAGCAGAAGGAACAGGGCACUGUUUGCACAGCAUCUGCAUCACCCCGAGGCCUCAAGCAUCAGCACCUUAGUCUACAUUGUGGGAUUCAGGGAGAACAGCCUGAUCCAGCUGCCCUCAUUUGCACAGCGCAGCCCACAUCUGUGGAUAAGCCUCACAUCUCUGCAGUGAGCAGCACAGCCCCACCCUGGCUGCACUGGCUGCCCUUGGUGCAGCUGGAGGGAGCACUGCUGACAGGAUCCUUGCUCACCCAGGGGCUGAAGAGCAGGGACAGCACAGUGUGCAAGGUAAGGCAGAAACUUAAUCAAACACGUGGAUGUUUUCCCUCCCCCUCACCCUCUACCUCUACCUUUGCCCCUGCCUUGCAUUGUGCUCAGCAGACCUCUCCACCACCAUGUCGGGCAUCAGGGUACUGCUGCAGAAAAUCCUGAUCCUCCUGCAGGUUACUCUGUCUGUUGUGGUGGGCAAAACACUGAUGAUACUGUUCCCCAAUGCCAUGAAAAGAUAUAUCCUAAAGAUGGGCGAAAAGAGCAGAAUGAACAGGAAUCCAAAGUUCAGCUAUGAAAACUGGGGCCCCACUUUUUUCAGCUUCAAGUAUUUGCAGUUUGUGCUGAAGGUGAAGUGGAAGAGGCUGGAGGAUGAAGCCUACGAGGGACACCCUGCUCCCAACACGCCAGUGGUGACCCUCGGUGGGGAAGUUUGUCACCUCCUGGAUUUCAUGAAAGAUAACCGACCUUUAAUCCUGAACUUUGGAAGCUGCACCUGACCUUCAUUUAUGCUGAAAUUUGAUGAGUUCAACCAGCUUAUCAAAGAUUUCAGCUCAAUAGCAGAUUUCCUUAUCAUCUACAUUGAGGAAGCUCAUGCAGUAGAUGGAUGGGCUUUUAAAAACAAUGUCAUUAUUAAAAAUCACAGAAGCCUUGAAGAUCGAAAAAUUGCAGCACAACUUCUUCAGAAAAAUCACCCUCUGUGUCCAGUGGUUUUGGACACAAUGGAGAACCUGAGCAGCUCAAAAUACGCUGCGCUGCCAGAGCGACUCUACAUGCUGCAGGGAGGGAAGGUCAUCUACAAGGGAGGAGUGGGGCCUUGGAAUUACCACCCCCAGGAAAUACGUGCCAUCCUGGAAAAACUGAAAUAGAAAAAGAAGAGGACUUCAAAGCAAAAACUAUUUGGAUAAAGAAGUUCAAGAAUAGUAACUUACUACUCUUAUCCCACAUGCAGUAAUGUGGGAACUGGGUCCAUUGAGCUCUGGAUACCAACAUUUACACUUGUAAGGAAUAUCCUGCAGGAUGAAUUUCAGGGUGGUGACAUUUGCAGGAGGCCACUAGCAUGCAAAGCCAUUAUUUUACAUUACUAUAUACACAUUGCACUUGUGUGUAUAAAAUGUUCCCUUUCACUGACUUAGGAGGCUUCUGAGCAAGACAAUCUCUGUCAACAUCUGUUUCCAUGAAUAUUUGUUAUGAUGGUCCCAGCUUAAAGCACUGGUGGCUGUGACCUGAUUCUAGAAAAUAUUUAUAGAAACAAGGGGUUGAUCUACAAUUAUUAAAAGUCUAUCAAAACA
Molecule: messenger RNA, 1586 nt
Organism: Melospiza georgiana
Lineage: Eukaryota; Metazoa; Chordata; Aves; Passeriformes; Passerellidae
Gene: DIO1
Product: iodothyronine deiodinase 1
Exons: 4
Molecular function (GO): thyroxine 5'-deiodinase activity
Source: RefSeq, a predicted model, not a curated record